AGCGAGCGGAGCACAAACCAGAAAGAACCGGCGUCGUUUACACCAGUGUGUACAACAGGACAACAGGAUUCCCCUAUAUGCUGACGUUCACCUUGUCGAGUCAGUUUUCUUCGGUAUAACUGGCCUUGUCUGGAUUUUUCGGGACUUGGUUCCGUAAGGGAAAUCUAGUGGAAAGCCAUGAAGGAGGAUGGCGAAGGCCGUCACGCAAGACAGCCUGGCUAUACGCGCCGAUUCUAUUUCGAGCGGGAACAGCACACCUGGUUAAUAGUCGAUUGAAACCAUGGCGUACCUACGGGCUCUCCUUCUCGUGCAGUUUCUCUCGUCGAUUGUGUUCGUUUCAAGUCAAGAUUUGGCGGGAACGAAUUCUACAAAGGAAACUGUUGAUUCGGUUCGCAGCUCCGCUCGCGUUGUUCCUCCUACUCCAGCUGUCAUCAUGAGAUCACAUUUCACAAGGAUUGUUCACGAAGGAGAUGAUCAAGACCUCGUUUGCAGUUGCAAAUUGUUGAAUUCGUACACGCUCUGGCUUAAGAACGGAGAACAAAUCAACGGCGAAAUUGUCGAUGUUGUGUCCAUGCAAGGCAGCGAUUCAUUACUGCGAUCAACGUUGACCAUCAGAUCAGCUGAGCAAUCGGAUAACGGCGUGUACACUUGUAUUUUCAUCAGCGAAACUGGAGAAAGCUCGUUGAAGACAUUCGAUCUUUUGGUGACGGUGCCAAGUCCUAUUAAAGUGAUGGGAGAUUUCUUAAAUCAAAAGGGCAUUACUGCUGUUAUUGGCGUCAUGGCCGCGCUCAUCAUCCUCAUGGCGAUUGCUACCGCCUUGAGUUACCAGUCUGCUCUUACUUGCAAAAAUAAGAGAGACAAAAGGGAGGCGCGUGCAAAGAGUCCUUCUGAAGUUUCUGGUGGUCACCUUAGCAGCCCAUUCGUCCUUGGCACGGAUACCCAAACAAGGAUUUCGCCAACGUCACCAGUAUAGAGGGGACAAGUCCGUCUUCAACGAGGAAACGAAAAGAUCCUCUGUGACUCGACGGAAAACCUGCAAAGCAAAAUUGUUAAUAUAAAAACAUGAUCAUGACUGUGCCAUUUGCCUAUUCAUCAUCGCCCAUUGGUUUCUCGUAAUUUGACUUGCUCGAAUGAUUUGACUUCAUCUUUGAGAGUUCGUGUGCUUUUACCUGAAUUUUUGAGCCAGCGGGUUAGCUGAUAAGGUGCUCCUUUACUGUAUUUAAGUACACAUCAUUUCAAUAUAGUUUACAUCUUUACAUAA
Daphnia carinata is the source of this 1261-nucleotide messenger RNA. RefSeq lists its product as uncharacterized. Bases 281 to 973 code for a protein of 230 amino acids. Lineage: Eukaryota; Metazoa; Arthropoda; Branchiopoda; Diplostraca; Daphniidae. The record is from RefSeq and is a predicted model, not a curated record. The transcript has 4 exons.